AUGGACCAGAUACUGCCAGGAGCUCGUGCGAACCACACGUUCAAGAACUGGGCAGGGAUAUAUUCCGCGAAGCCUCAGCUAUACUUCCAACCAUCAUCAAUAGAAGAAGUUGUCAAAGUGGUUAAUGCGGCUCGGAGACUCAAGAAAACAAUCGUGACGGUUGGCUCCGGACAUUCGCCUAGCAAUAUGUGUGUGACAAAAGAGUGGCUCAUGAACCUGGACAGAAUGAGUCAAGUUCACAGCGUCGUGGAAAACAAGGAACAAAACUAUGCCGAUGUGACCGUAGACGCUGGUUUACGCAUUUACAAGUUAAGUGAGUACCUCACGGAACGUGGAUAUGCCAUUCAGAAUUUGGGCUCAAUUUCGGAGCAAAGCGUUGGAGGAAUCAUCUCCACAGGAACUCACGGCUCUUCACCUUACCAUGGUCUUAUUUCGUCGCAGUAUGUGAACUUAACGUUAGUAAACGGGCAUGGCGAGGUAGUGAAUGUCGAUUCAGAGACUCAACCUGAGAUUUUCAGAGCGGCGAUGCUAUCUUUGGGCAAGAUUGGAAUCAUUGUUCGUGCCACAAUUAGAGUCGUUCCUUCCUUCAAAAUCAAAUCUAUGCUCGAGGUGGUCAACUUCGAAACUCUGCUUAAACAAUGGGAUACUAUUUGGACCUCGAGCGAAUUCAUUAGGUGCUGGUGGUUCCCUUACACGCGGAAAUGUAUUUUAUGGAGAGGUGCAAAGACUAGUGAUGCAGUGGUAACGAAGACUAGAAAGUCCUGGUGGGGAACUACGCUCGGACGUGGCUUUUACGAGCUCCUCUUGUGGAUUUCAGUGAGAAUUUAUCCUGCUUUCACUCCGUAUGUUGAAAGAUUUGUGUUUAGCAGACAAUACGGAAAUGCUGAAACCUUAGGAUCCGGAGAUAUUGCUGUUCAAAGCUCUAUUGAUGGUUUGAACAUGGAUUGUUUGUUUUCACAAUUUGUUGACGAAUGGGGUUGUCCAUUAAGCAACGGUCCUGAAGUUCUACGCUCGCUGGACCACUCCAUCACCCAGGCGGCUCACAAUCGUGAGUUUUUCGUUCAUGUCCCCAUUGAAGUGCGCUGUUCCAAUACUACUCUGCCCGAUAAAAUACCUGAUUAUAGCGAUAGAACUGACCUGAGUUCUGGGGCUGUGUAUGGUAACGUGCUGCGUCCUUACCUCGAUGCUACGCCCCGCGAUCUGCGUCACGCCUCCUCGAGUGACGUUACUAAUAGCCAACUCACCUUGUACAUUAAUGCUACCAUCUACAGACCAUUUGGCUACAACACACCCAUUCACAAAUGGUUUACGCUAUUUGAAAACAUUUUAGCUGCUGCUGGAGGUAAACCUCACUGGGCCAAAAACUUUUUGGGAUCCACAGACAUGGCCGCUGGACCAACAAAAGCGGAGCACAGUUACCAGGAUUAUGAGAUGAGAGGUAUGGCCACGAAAAUGACUGAAUGGUACGGCGAGAAUCUCGUCAAGUUUCAGGAAAUUAGACGCCAACAGGAUCCAGAUAACAUCUUUGUGGCGAAUAAAGACUGGGCAGUGAAAAACGGGAUCGUCAACAUCAACGAGAUCCAAUAG
Messenger RNA from Lachancea nothofagi CBS 11611, 1587 nucleotides. NCBI's taxonomy places the organism in Eukaryota, Fungi, Ascomycota, Saccharomycetes, Saccharomycetales, Saccharomycetaceae. The record is from the annotation of a GenBank genome assembly.